Camelus dromedarius (Arabian camel) is the source of this 2175-nucleotide messenger RNA. It is a transcript of the gene PRKCZ, whose product is annotated as protein kinase C zeta. The record is from RefSeq and is a predicted model, not a curated record. The transcript has 18 exons. NCBI's taxonomy places the organism in Eukaryota, Metazoa, Chordata, Mammalia, Artiodactyla, Camelidae. The coding region runs from base 37 to 1812 and encodes 591 amino acids. Gene Ontology annotation, cellular component: cytoplasm; nucleus. Gene Ontology annotation, molecular function: protein serine/threonine kinase activity; protein binding; ATP binding. Gene Ontology annotation, biological process: protein phosphorylation.
GGGGCGCGGCGCUGACGGCGGCCGGCGGAGCGCGCCAUGCCCAGCAGGACGGGCCCCAAGAUGGACGGGAGCGGCGGCCGCGUCCGCCUGAAGGCGCACUACAACGGGGACAUCCUGAUCACCAGCCUGGACUCGGCCACCACCUUCGACGAGCUCUGUGAGGAGGUGAGGGAGAUGUGCCGUCUGCACCAGGGCCACCCGCUCACCCUCAAGUGGGUGGACAGUGAAGGUGACCCCUGCACUGUGUCCUCCCAGAUGGAGCUGGAGGAGGCCUUCCGCUUGUCCUGUCAGCACAGGGACGAAGGUCUCAUCAUUCACGUUUUCCCCAGCAUCCCCGAGGAGCCAGGCAUGCCCUGUCCGGGAGAAGACAAAUCCAUCUACCGCCGGGGAGCCAGAAGAUGGAGGAAGCUGUACCGCGCCAACGGCCACCUCUUCCAAGCCAAGCGCUUUAACAGGAGAGCGUACUGCGGCCAGUGCAGCGAAAGGAUAUGGGGGCUCGCGAGGCAGGGCUACAGGUGCAUCAGCUGCAGACUGCUGGUCCAUAAGCGCUGCCACGCGCUCGUCCCGCUGCCCUGCAGAAGGCAUAUGGAUUCUGUCAUGCCCUCCCAGGAGCCUGCAGUGGACAAGAACGACGGCGUGGACCUUCCUUCCGAGGAGACCGAUGGAAUUGCUUAUAUUUCUUCAACCCGGAAACAUGACAGCAUUAAAGAUGCUUCUGAGGACCUCAAGCCGGUUAUCGACGGCAUGGAUGGAAUCAAAAUCUCUCAGGGGCUCGGGCUGCAGGACUUCGACCUGAUCCGGGUCAUCGGGCGCGGGAGCUACGCCAAGGUGCUGCUGGUGCGGUUGAAGAAGAACGACCAGGUGUACGCCAUGAAGGUGGUCAAGAAGGAGUUGGUCCACGACGACGAGGACAUCGACUGGGUGCAGACGGAGAAGCACGUGUUCGAGCAGGCGUCCAGCAGCCCUUUCCUGGUCGGCCUGCACUCCUGCUUCCAGACCACAAGCCGGUUGUUUCUGGUCAUCGAGUACGUGAACGGGGGCGACCUCAUGUUCCACAUGCAGAGGCAGAGGAAGCUUCCUGAGGAGCACGCCAGGUUCUACGCCGCGGAGAUCUGCAUUGCGCUCAACUUCUUACACGAGAGAGGGAUUAUCUACCGGGACCUGAAGCUGGACAACGUCCUGCUCGACGCUGACGGCCACAUCAAGCUGACGGACUAUGGCAUGUGCAAGGAAGGCCUGGGCCCCGGAGACACGACGAGCACUUUCUGCGGCACCCCGAAUUACAUCGCCCCAGAGAUCCUGCGGGGGGAGGAGUACGGGUUCAGCGUGGACUGGUGGGCCCUGGGUGUCCUGAUGUUCGAGAUGAUGGCCGGCCGCUCCCCCUUCGACAUCAUCACUGACAACCCCGACAUGAACACUGAGGACUACCUUUUCCAAGUCAUCCUGGAGAAGCCCAUCCGGAUUCCCCGCUUCCUCUCGGUCAAGGCAUCCCACGUCUUGAAAGGAUUUCUAAACAAGGACCCGAAGGAGAGGCUCGGCUGCCGGCCACAGACUGGAUUUUCCGACAUCAAGUCUCACGCCUUCUUCCGCAGCAUAGACUGGGACCUGCUGGGGAAGAAGCAGGCGCUCCCGCCCUUCCAGCCACAGAUCACCGACGACUACGGUCUGGACAACUUCGACACGCAGUUCACCAGCGAGCCGGUGCAGCUGACUCCCGACGACGAGGAUGUGAUCAAGAGGAUCGACCAGUCGGAGUUCGAAGGGUUUGAGUACAUCAACCCGCUGCUGCUGUCCACCGAGGAGUCCGUGUGAGGCGUCCGUGUUCUCCGUCGUGGACACGUCCGUGAAUGGCCCCUGACUCUGUCCUUAACCACAGCGUAUGCAUGCCAGGCUGGGCACGAGGCCCGGGCGCGGCCAGGAGGACUCGCCCCCGGGCCCGGACCACGGAGGGGCUGCGGGGCGGAGCAGCCCCUCGUCCGGAUCGCGCGCCGCCUCGUGCUGGAGGAAUUCGCUUCUCGUGCCUGCGCCGCGGAGGACCCGCGGUGACGUGUGUGAGGGAGAAACUGUCCCCCGAUUUCGAAGGUGCACACUUCCCACAGAAACAGAACUGACCUGCUCCACCGGGAGAGCUAGCCUGUAAUGUCGUGAGGAAUAAAGUGUCCCGAUGCUGUCGAA